UUACCAAUUUCAAAGUGAUGCCUGAUUGAUUCCACUUAAAUGAUUUUCAAAUGAGUUCAACCUUCACCAGAGGACCAGUUUGUGGCACUGAUAACUGUCGUUCAAAACUAUGGAGACUCAUUGAUGGAAGACGAAUCUGUCAGUUUGGUCAUGUAAUGGAUGGCGAUAUAGAAUUUAAUGAUGAAGCAGAUCAAGAUAACUUUGUUCAAACUAAAAGAUUAAAUAUCCCCACUGCAAAAUCAAGACUUGGGUCUCAAAAGAGUUCUCUUCAUGCUGCUGAAAAUUUAAAACUAUAUGGCUCAAAGGGUAAACAGCUAUUCUUAAAAUGUUACCAGCAUGUUCUUAAAUCCCAAGUAAAUUGGCUAAUUAAAGAAAAAAAAUUUCCAAAAUUAUUUGAAAGAAUUGUCAAAGAACUUUGGAUAAUUUAUCUAUUGUCGAAUUAUGACUCAAACAACUCUACUAAUUUAAAAAAAAAUGGAAAUCGUUCAUCUGGCAAUGAAAGUGUUGAAGACAAUGAUGAGAAUGAUGACGACAAAAACAGUAACUAUAGCAGUACCUAUGAAACUGAUGCAACAAUCAAUACUGAUGGAGAUGAACUUAGUGGUUUGGAAGAUGAUAGUACUGUAAAAAGGAAAAAUUUCAACUAUCGAAUACCACUCAUACAUUCAAUAAUAUUAUGCUAUCUUUCUUGUUUGUAUUUGAGAUUGCCAGUCUACUCAAUUGAUUUCAUUAGAUGGUGUGUAACUAAUAAGAUUCCAUAUAUGAAAGCGACUUUUUUUAUUCCUUCAAACUUAAGACAAAAAUUGGCUAAUCAUUAUUUACCUGUGUUUGAGCCCUUAAGACCCCCAAUUAAGGGCGAUUUUUAUUUUCAGGUUAAAAAGGUUGUCAAAAAAUUACAUGAGAAUUUAAAUAAAUUAACAAUAAUACAGGAAAAUUUCAAGAUUAGUUACCAACCAUUGCUAUUUAAAGUUAUAAAAGAAUUGAUUCUACCACCUGAAAUCUUUCAAGCUGUGCAAAAUUUUAUAAGGUUUAGACAAAUAAAUUUCGAGUUAUCCUUUUUGGAUAUCAAUGAAAAGAAUAAUAAUAGACUUUAUAAUAAAAAUCCCAAAAAACAAAACUCAGUGGAUGUAUUGCUAAUAGAAUUUCCCGAGAUAAAAUUAAUAUCGAUCAUUAUUAUGAUUACAAAGCUAUAUUUUUCAACUGCUAGAAUAUUUAAUACAAGUACAAGAGAUAAUUCUAGGAUUAAUGCAAAUAUACAGAAAAGUAUUGAAAAUAAUUAUUUCUAUAGUUGGAAAAGAUGGCUUGAUAUUACUGGGAAAUUAAAUGUUGAAAAAGAUAUAAAUGAUGAGCAGAAUUUUGAUUCUUUAUUGAGUUCAUUAUUAUCUUCAAAUUUUAUAAUCAAUGAUAUAAUUGAAUGGGAUGAUUACAAAACAAAUAAGUAUUUAGACUGGUUUAAUUCAACAUUAAUUAAAAAUGAUAAAUCAGAAAUAAAUAGAGAGUCUUUGUCGAUAGUCGAAAAGAAAUUGUUCGAUAUUUUCAAUUACAAUGAUUUGGAUAAUGAUAAAGAUUCUAAUGUUUCUAAUGAAAAUGAAAAUGAAAAUGGUAUUGAAGAUUUCGAUAAUUUUGAUUCUUUUAAAAAAAUUGGAAAAGCUGAAAAUGAACCUCUUAAAAAAAAGCAGAAAAAUAAUAAUAGUAAAAAUAAUAAUAAUAAUGAAAAUAACUUUAAUGAGAUUAAAAAUGUUGAAACCGCUUUCCAGAUUUUUUCUCAAUCUGUAAAUACAUUAAAAAAUUGCAGUCCUGUUUCUAAUGAGGAUUUGCUUAUUAUUGAGAACGCAUUGAUUAAUAAUUUAAUAAUAAAUUUUGGAAUCACUAGCAAGCAGUUAAAAAUUUGUGUCAAUUGGGCUGACAGAGAACUAGUUCAUUUGAUGCAAUCUGAACUGCUCUAGUUAUCUUGAUAAACAAAUUAUACUAUACUGUUGUAGCAUAAUAAAUUUAUUUUUUUCUUAUAAAGAUGUAAUUAAUUUUUUUUAUUUUAUAAACCAUUCAAAAUUUGGAACGAAGAGAAGAGAAUGUUUUGAAA
Ascoidea rubescens DSM 1968 is the source of this 2080-nucleotide messenger RNA. RefSeq names its product Rrn7p (gene RRN7). Gene Ontology annotation, biological process: RNA polymerase I preinitiation complex assembly; nucleolar large rRNA transcription by RNA polymerase I. Gene Ontology annotation, molecular function: RNA polymerase I core promoter sequence-specific DNA binding. Bases 156 to 1946 code for a protein of 596 amino acids. The transcript has a single exon. Lineage: Eukaryota; Fungi; Ascomycota; Saccharomycetes; Ascoideales; Ascoideaceae. The record is from RefSeq and is a predicted model, not a curated record. Gene Ontology annotation, cellular component: RNA polymerase I core factor complex; RNA polymerase transcription factor SL1 complex.